AUGUCUCCAUCAGUUUCAUAUGAGUCCUUUUUAGUCACCGAAUCUUUUGCAGGGUUCGAGGAUCCUGAAAAAUUCAAGAAAUAUGUUCCAAAAUUGGAAAAAUACAAGAAAGAAUUAGAGGAAAGCAUUUUGGAUGAAUACAAAGUCGACAUGACUAAGCCAAUUGAGGAAUUGGUCAAAAACCAGCUUGACGCUGUUGAUUAUUUGUACACGGAAAAGUUAUUGACGCCAGAAGAAUUUGAAAUAACCGAUUCAACUGCUUCGAAAAUCGUUAAAAACAUUGCAGACGGUAAGUGGACUGCUGUUCAAGUUCUUAAAGCCUUUUCCCACCGUGGAACUAUUGCUCAUCAAUUCACCAACUGUGCACUUCAAAUAUUUGUUGAUGAGGGUAUCAAACGUGCUGAAGAGUUGGAUGAAUAUCAAAAGAAGAAUGGUAAAUUGGUGGGACCCUUGCACGGCGUUCCUGUUUCAUUGAAGGAGCACUUCAACUAUGCAGGUAAGGUGACCCAUUCAGGUUACGUUGCAUUGAUUGAUAACUUGACUGAGGAAUUUGGUGUCACACCUCAAAUCUUGCACGACUUGGGAGCUGUCUUUUACAUUAGAACCACUCAACCACAAACACUUAUGCACUUGUGUUCUGAGAGCAACUACUCCGAUGUAACCAAGUGUCCUUACAACAUUUCUUUGUCAAGUGGUGGAUCUUCAUCAGGUGAGGGCGCUGUCGUUACAUUUGGUGGUUCUGUGUUUGGUAUUGGCUCCGAUAUUGGUGGUUCAAUCAGAUCACCAGCGGCAUUUUCUGGUUGCUUUGGACUCAGACCAACUACGCACAGAGUAUCAUUGGAAGGUAGUACCUCAUCAUUAGGCGGACAAGAAACUAUCCAAGCAGUUUUUGGUCCAUUAGCUCGAACAGUGGAAGACAUUGAGACGAUGAUGAAGUCAUACCUUAAUGAGGGUAAACCUUGGAAUUCAGAUGCUUCUUUAAUUUCUAUGCCAUGGAGAGAAGUCGAAAAGCCUAGUGCGCAGGAUUUGACUAUUGCAGUUAUUAGAGACGAUGGCUUGGUUAGGCCUUCUCCACCAAUUAGACGUGGUGUUGACACUGUGGUUGAGAAGUUGAAGGAAGCGGGUGUCAAUAUCAUCGAAUUUACACCUCCAAAUACCAAGCUCGCGUAUGAAACAAUCAACAAGAUGUACAACUGUGAUGGUAAUGAGACUAACCGUAAAAUGUUGGGUGAAAGUGGUGAGCCAUUGACUCAAUUAACCAAAUGGUCGUUGAAUUAUGGUGAUGGAUCAAGGAUGUUUUCCGUACCUGAAGUUCGUCAAUUGCACAUGACCAGGAAUGAAUUGAGAAACGAAUACAACAAAUUUAUGGUUGACAACAACGUCGAUUUUAUCUUAUCACCAGCAUACAACAAUGUUGCCCCUCAUCCACGUGAAGUGUUCAAUUGGUCCUACACUGCUUUGUUCAACAUUUUAGAUCUCCCAACAUUGGUAUUCCAAACUGGAUUGAAACAAGAUCCAGAAAUUGAUGUAUGGACCGAAGAGGAUAAGAAGCACCAAUAUAGAUCUAAGUUGGAGCAAUUAGAGAAUGAAAUGUACAAGCCAGAAGAGUUUAAUCACGCUCCAAUUGCUUUACAAUUGAGUGGACGCAGAUACCGCGAUGAAGAAGUUAUUGCUGCUGGAAAAGUCAUUGUGGAUGAUAUUUUGAAGGUCAAUUUGCUCAAGCAUUAA
Messenger RNA from Lodderomyces margitis, 1728 nucleotides. RefSeq lists its product as uncharacterized. The transcript has a single exon. The coding region runs from base 1 to 1728 and encodes 575 amino acids. Lineage: Eukaryota; Fungi; Ascomycota; Pichiomycetes; Serinales; Debaryomycetaceae. The record is from RefSeq and is a predicted model, not a curated record.